Molecule: messenger RNA, 291 nt
Organism: Penicillium odoratum
Lineage: Eukaryota; Fungi; Ascomycota; Eurotiomycetes; Eurotiales; Aspergillaceae
Exons: 2
Coding region: 1-291 (96 amino acids)
Source: RefSeq, a predicted model, not a curated record
AUGCCUCAUUCCAAUUCCGAAGACCCACCGUCACCUUUGCAGCAGCGGCCAGAGGUCUAUCUUACUGAAGAGGAGAAAACCCACCUUCUCAAAAUCACCAAGGAUAUUAGCUUCACCGUGGACAAUGCCCAAGCGAUGUUAUUCAUGGCCGAAAGAGCUCUUAAGGCUAUUGAAGAGCUGCUGGAAGGAAGGGAUCCCAUUCCUGAUUCCCAAAGUCAGAUGAUGUUCAGCCACGCGCGCGAACUUAUUGAUGAUGCCUAUGCAGUCCUGAGUGAUAUUCCUAGGGGUUAA